GCAACUUUUUUAUUGUCGAGAGAUCAAGCGACAAACCACUAGCAUAUACGUCGAGUGCAUCAACUAAAGAUUUGUUGCCAUAGUACGGGAUCAACUUUCCACCGCCGAUAUUACCCAAUUUAUAUACACAAAUAUACAAAAUGCCUGCCCCUACUGCUCUCAAGCAGGCCGAGGACACUCCGCUGCCCGAGGCCACUGCCCCUCAGGACGCCGCCGGUGAUGAAUUUCUUCUCGACACUGCCGAACCCAUGUCUGAUGCGAUCGAGUUCAUCUCUCCCGAAGAUCCUGAAGGCGAUGAGUCCAUGGCUGUUGACGAGGAAGGUCGUCCUCGCUUCGCCCCCGCCAAGGACAUUGAUCCUGUCACUCGCGUCGAAACCCGCAAAGUUCCUAUCCCUCCUCACCGUAUGACCCCGCUUAAGCAGGCAUGGCCCCAAAUCUACCCUCCCCUGGUCGAACAUCUCAAGCUGCAGUGCCGUAUGAAUAUUAAGCGCAAGAGCGUUGAGUUGCGUACCUCGAAGCAUACCAAUGACACUGGGGCUCUUCAAAAGGGCGAGGACUUCGUUAAGGCAUUUACACUCGGCUUUGACGUUGAUGAUGCUAUUGCGCUGCUACGUUUGGACGACCUUUAUAUCGAAACCUUUGAGAUUAAGGACGUGCGAACAAUGCAUGGUGACAGUCAGGCCCGCGCUAUUGGACGUAUUGCAGGCAAGGAUGGCAAGACCAAGUUUGCUAUUGAAAACGCCAGCAGAACGAGAGUUGUCCUCGCUGACUCUAAGAUUCACAUUCUUGGUGGCUUCAAGAAUAUCCAUAUGGCUCGCGAGUCCAUUGUCAGCUUGAUUUUGGGUAAGCCUCCUGGCAAGGUCUAUGGUAACCUGCGCACAGUUGCUGCCAGAAUGAAGGAGCGCUUCUAAGCGGAUUGAUGAGUACAUAUAAAAAUUACAGGUGGCAUGGAUGGCAUGGACGGAGUUCUCUGGCGUUGAGCAUUAACAAUUUCCCUGGGCCUGCUCUCGAUUUCCUCUUUUUUUGGUUUAUAAAGAUUAGCAUAAAUGAAAUCCAUUACGACUCAUUUGGAACUUCGUCGACACGGCGUGACUACAAACUGCUGCUCCGGUUUAGGAGACUAGGUUGCCAAGGGCGUGACGGUAAUUUACUACGAAAGGCGCAUGUUACAUCCGUCUAAGAUACAAUCGGCGUAAUAGCCACCAUAUCAUACCUAGUAAGCAUGCUCACCGUAGCAAGGCUUAUCGUUAUCUGUCGCAUUGAAAGAUUGGCUGAUUGGCCAGGGAGUCCAUAUAUGACACCCUCCAGAAUGUAUUGUGUCUGUACCAGCGUCAUAUCUUUCUAGAUAAACAUGGUAACGAUAAUUGCCGCUCAUACUCAGUUAAGAUAUAUAGAUUGCCCACGGGGUUGAGCUGGGUAGUUCUUAUAGGCUGUGGUGAGAAGAAGACGCUGG
Molecule: messenger RNA, 1453 nt
Organism: [Torrubiella] hemipterigena
Lineage: Eukaryota; Fungi; Ascomycota; Sordariomycetes; Hypocreales; Clavicipitaceae
Source: the annotation of a GenBank genome assembly